Corticium candelabrum is the source of this 6952-nucleotide messenger RNA. RefSeq lists its product as uncharacterized. Gene Ontology annotation, cellular component: extracellular matrix. The transcript is spliced from 38 exons. Gene Ontology annotation, biological process: extracellular matrix organization; proteolysis. The record is from RefSeq and is a predicted model, not a curated record. Bases 71 to 6823 code for a protein of 2250 amino acids. Gene Ontology annotation, molecular function: metalloendopeptidase activity. NCBI's taxonomy places the organism in Eukaryota, Metazoa, Porifera, Homoscleromorpha, Homosclerophorida, Plakinidae.
GGGAGGAACAACUGUGCAAUAUAAACUAGCAACAAGUCCACAGAAGCAGUUGCAAACACAGCCAGGCAGAAUGAAGCUUUUGCUGCUCGUUGGAUUGCUGUGCAGCUGUAUCAUCACAGCUGUCCGUUCCAAACCACUGCAUCAUUUCAUGACUUCAAAAGACAUCGAAGAAGUUCUUGGAGCAAGAGGACUCGAAGACAUUCCAGAAUAUGAAGUUGUCACACCUGUACAGACAGACCAUAAAGGUGAUUAUCUCAGUCAUGACCUCGACACCCCACACACAAGAGCUAGACGUGAAGAACACCACUUAAUUCAAGACCUCCCAGCUCAUUUCGAAUUCACUGCGUUUGGAGAACGUCAUCAAAUGACGGUGAAGCCAAAUACUGGUCUUCUUGCUCCUGGAUUCUUCAUGCAGGUCUAUGGAGACAAUGGUACUGUGCAAACAGACUUUGAGGUGACUCUAUGUCACUAUGUCGGAAAUCUAACUUCCCACUCAGCACCAUCACACGUAGCAAUUAGCAACUGCAAAGGCUUGAUGGGUGUUGUCAUGACUGGCAAUCAUCACUCCUAUGUUCAACCUUUACCGGAUCACUUGAUCAGCUCUGAAGGCAAUCCUGACAACCACACACAUGUUGUUUACAAAAGAGCUGCAAACCAAUCGCUAGACUCAGGAGCAACCCCAAGGCCAAAUUUUGGUCAAGCUGAUUGUGGUGUCGAAGGAUCGGUGCCAAAUAAAGUUUACAAAACAAACAAGAAGCUUCGAGAAGAUUUGCAAUUUGGUCGUAUACAAAAUGAAGAUUUAUUUGAUUCAUCCGGAUCAAACUUGGGUGGUCGAUACAUUAUCGAAUCACUGGUUGUUGCAGACAGUGAUCUCCACGAGAAGCAUGGCUCAAAUACAGGAUCUACAAAGAAUUAUAUCAUUACACUGAUGAACAUUGCCAGUAGUUUGUAUAACAAGUUCAACCUUGGAUUUGAUGUGCGACUCGUUCUCAACAGAAUUCAAAUUUUUGGAACAUAUAAUGCACAAACAAGGCAAGGCUUGCACAUUUCUCAGGACUCAAAGACAAGUCUUGAGAGUUUCUGCAAGUGGCAAUCAAAGACAAAAACACACGAUGCUAGUGACCCGCUUGACUACGACCACGCAUUCCUUCUGAUUGGACGAGGAAUGUGCUAUAAUAGAAAUGAGGACUGUUGGGAGCUUGGUCGUGCAUGGAUUGAAGGAAUGUGUGAUAAAGAUUACGCGUGCUCAAUCAAUGCAGACAAGGGAAUGCAGAUUGGGUUUGUAUUUGGUCAUGAACUGGGACACAAUCUUGGAAUGUUGCACGACGGUUCCAAUGGACGCUGUAGACAUGAAGAUGGCUACCUUAUGAAAUCAACAACAAGCAAUGCUCAAAAUAUUUUCUUGUUUUCAUCUUGCAGCAAGGACUACCUAUUGGGUUAUCUGAGAGAUGGGGAUACGCAAUGUCUUAGAGAUGUGCCGAGCAACUGGGAAUCUGGAUUUGGACGUGAUAGCUACAAAUUUCCCGGUUUACUCCACACCCGUGAUCGGCAGUGCAAGUAUUCAUUCGGCAAGUAUGCAACUUACUGCUACAAAGAACCCGACUAUGCCGACCACCAAAUCUGCACCAAAAUUUGGUGUGAUGACAAAGAGUACUCAGUUUGUGUGAGUACUUACACGGGUGCAGCUGAUGGUACACCCUGUGAUUAUCAAUCAAAUUGGAGAGGAGACAAAGUUUGCUACAGAAGGCGCUGUGUACCCAAAUCCGAAGCGUUGAAACCACAGUUGCCUGCUUUUAGAGACUUUAACGACGGUCCUGCUCCACCCCCACCCGAUCCUGAGAAUCCUAACCCCACCACCAAAACUCCUGGCACAACUCCUAAACCUGGGCCUGAACCUUGUGUCCCAAACUCAGCACAUGCAGUGAUCGAUGGGCAGUGGAGUAGUUGGUCGGGAUUCACUUCCUGUGGUCGAACAUGUGGAGGAGGCUUUCGAUACAGAGAGCGUCGAUGUGCAAACCCAGCGCCUUCUAAUUGUGGACGUGAUUGUACUGGAAAGUCUACAGAUAUAGAAUAUUGUAACCCCACACCGUGCCCCGAAUUGGUUGACUACCGACAACAGCAAUGUUCACUACACAACAAGCUCAAACCAGGAAUUGAGCUUGUUCCAGAUUACAAUGUCCCUGAGAAAAAUCAGUGUCAGCUGAAAUGUGUGUCGAUCUCUAGUGUCAAAUAUACAGUAACUUCAGCCGAGGCGGCACAGGGUACUCACUGUAACAACAGAACAAACGAUCGUUGUUACUAUGGAAAAUGUCACCCUGUUGGUUGUGACAAUAUCUAUGGAUCCACUAAGCAAUUCGAUCGAUGUGGUGUCUGUGGAGGAAACGGUAACUCCAAAAACUGCAGACGGCAUACUGGAGUCUACCAUCUGCAACAUCAAUGGACAGGAUAUUAUGAUGUUAUUGAAAUUCCUGCUAGAGCAAGUCAAAUUUCAAUCUCUGAAAAAUCGCGAUCUCCUUCAAUCACACUGGCUCUUUCCUCCAAUGGCGUUUCAGUAUUCAACAUACCUAAGGUGGGUUCAAACUCUCAGACAAAGACUGCUGCAGGAUCGCUCUUUGUGUACGAGCGGCCUGGGUCAACAGUUGAAACAAUAAACAGUGCUGGACUGAUUACUCAGCCAGUGAUGGUCAAAAUAUAUUAUGAUUACAAAAGUGGUACCAAUCCAGGAGUUGUCUACAGUUAUGACCUACCAGCAUCAGUCUCAGUGAAACAACCUCCUGUCUAUGGAUGGUCGUCAAGACGAACAACCUGCAGUGUAACGUGUGGCAAGGGGAAAGUUAUUACUGAACUUAGGUGUUCUCGUCUACGCACUGGUAUUGAUGUUGAUGACAGCAGAUGUUUUGGCUUGCCUCUUUUGCCUCGACAAAGUGAGGCAUGUGAUGCUGGCAAUUGCUCUGGUAACCCCAGCUAUUAUUGGGUGAACAAGAAAUGGAGCGCUUGCAGUAAGACUUGUGGAACAGGUUUUCAACGUCGAAUUAUAGUUUGCCGCAAUGGAGCCACCAAUAAAAACGUAAACUUUGUCCACUGCAACAAAUUAACUCGCCCUAGAACAAAUCAAGUGUGUGUAAAUUCUGUUUGCACUGUUGCUCCCACUACUCCUGCGCCUCCCAUUGUUGGUGCUUGGAUUACUGGCCAAUGGUCUGCUUGCUCCAAGACUUGUGGUCCAGGAAAGCAAACUCGGUCUGUGUCUUGCAACUUUCCUACUUGUCAAGGAUCAGAACCAGAAUCUAAGCGCUCCUGCAACAUCAAACAUUGUCCCAUUGCGUGUUCUCGUGAUAAAAAUAUAAAGCCAGUUGCUCGCACAGCUGUCGACAUGACCUGUUUGCUCUAUUUUGGACUGCUCUACAGCUGUAUUGUUUCUGUGCAAUUGAAAUCGUUGCACCAUUUCAUGACUCCAGAAGACUUUGAAGACCUUCUAGGAGCCAAAGGACUCGAAGACAUUCCUGAGUAUGAUGUCACUACACCCAUUCAGACGGACCACAAGGGAGACUACCUGACCUAUGACCUGGCAACAGCACAUUCAAGAGCUAGACGUGAAGAGCAUCAUCUACUCAAAGAUGUCCCUGCUCAUUUCGAGCUCACUGCGUUUGGAAAACACCAUCAGAUGACUGUUAACCCAAACAACGACCUUUUGGCACCAAGUUUUUUCGUCCAGACAUUUGGAGACAAUGACACUGUACACACAGAUUUUGACUUGACAAUGUGUCACUUUGUUGGCAAGUUAACAUCCCAGUCAUCUGCAUCACACGUAGCAGUCAGCAACUGCAACGGCUUGAUGGGUGUAAUCAUGACAGACACGGAUCACUUAUACGUUCAUGGUCUACCUGAUCAUUUACUUGCUUCAGAAGGCAACCCCGACAACCACACACAUAUUGUUUACAAGAGAUCUUCAUCUACAGUACCAGCUUCUGAAGGAACCUCAAGACCAGGACAUGGAAAAUCUGGCUGUGGUGUCGAAGGAUCGGUGCCAAAUACAGUUUACGACACAAACAAGAUUCUUCGAGAGGAUUUGCUACUUGGCCGUGUACAUAAGGAAGAUUUAGCUGAUGCAUCUAAAACAUACGUGGGUGGCCGAUACAUUAUUGAAGCACUGGUUGUUGCAGACAGUGAUCUCUACAAGAAGCAUGGCUCAAAUACAAGAACUACAAAGAAUUAUAUCAUUACACUGAUGAACAUCGCCAGUAGUUUGUAUAACGAGUUCAACCUUGGAUUUGAUGUUCGACUUGUUCUUAACAGAAUCAAGAUUUUUGGAUCAUACAAUGCACAGACUAGACAGAACUUACACAUCAACCAAGACUCAAAGACAAGUCUUGAGAGUUUCUGCAAGUGGCAAUCGAAGACAAAAACACACGAUGCCAGUGACCCACUUGACUAUGACCACGCAUUCCUCCUUAUUGGACGAGGAAUGUGCUAUAAUAGAAAUGAGGACUGUUGGGAGCUUGGUCGUGCAUGGAUUGAAGGAAUGUGCGAUAAAGACUACGCAUGCUCAAUCAAUGCAGACAAGGGAAUGCAGAUUGGGUUUGUAUUUGCUCACGAAUUGGGACACAAUCUUGGGAUGUUGCACGAUGGUGCCAAUGGACGAUGUAGACAUGAAGAUGGCUUCCUUAUGAAAUCAACAACAAGCAAUGCUCAAAGAAUUUUCUUAUUUUCAUCAUGUAGCAAAGACUACCUAUUGGGUUAUCUCAAAGAUGGAGACACUAAGUGUCUUAGAGAUGGACCAAGUAACUGGGAACGUGGAUUUGGAUGUAAUGGCUACGAGUUUCCUGGUAUGAUCCACAGCCGUGAUCAGCAAUGUAAGUAUUCAUUUGGAAAGCAAGCAACUUACUGCUACAAAGAACCCGACUAUGCCGACCACCAAAUCUGCACCAAAAUUUGGUGUGAUGACAAAAAGUACUCAGUUUGUGUGAGUACUUACACGGGUGCAGCUGAUGGUACACCCUGCGAUUAUAAAUCAAAUUGGAAAGGAGACAAAGUUUGCUACAGAAGACGUUGUGUAAACAAAAACCGUUUGUUGCUACCAGAUUUGCCUGGUUGUGUAGGUGGUACAAUUCCACCCACUACAACUUCUAUCCCCAUCGCAACAGAUAUCGCAGCUACUCCUCCAGACUGUGACUAUCCUGUAGUCGAUGGGCAGUGGACUGCAUGGUCAGCAUUCACUUCCUGUGGUAAAACAUGUGGAGGAGGCUUUCAAUACAGACAACGUCAAUGUGCUAACCCAAAACCUUCUAAUUGUGGAAAUGACUGUCCUGGAAAAUCUAGAGACAUAAAAUAUUGUAACCCCACACCAUGCCCUGGAGUCGCUGACUACCGACAACAGCAAUGUUCACUGUUAAACACAUUCAAACCAGGCAUUGAUCUUGUUCCAGACUACAACGUUCCUACGAAAGAUCAGUGUCGCCUAAAAUGUGUGUCAGUCUCUAAAGUCAAAUACACGGUAACAUCAGCCGAGGCAGCAGAGGGUACUCACUGUAACAACAAAACCAAUAAUCGUUGUUUUUAUGGAAAAUGUCAUCCUGUUGGUUGUGACAACGUCUAUGGAUCGAGUAAGCAAUACGAUCAAUGUGGCAUUUGUGGAGGAAAUGGUGACCCCCGAAACUGCAAGCACUAUACUGGAAGCUACCAUCUGCAACAUCAGUGGACAGGAUACUAUGAUGUUACUGAAAUCCCUGCAAAAGCAAGUCGUAUUUCAAUAUCUGAAAAAUCACGAUCUCCUGCGAUUACACUCGUUCUUUCCUACUCCAGAGGAGGAGACAUAUUCAAUGUACUUACACUAGGCUCAAAGGAUCAAACACAAAUUGCUGCUGGUUCAUUCUUUGUCUACAAACCUCCUGGAUCAAACGUAGAAACAAUAACUAGUACUGGACCAAUUGACCAGCCAGUGACGGUCAAAAUAUAUUAUGAUUACCAACGUGGUACCAAUCCAGGAGUUGCCUACAGUUAUAACCUACCAAAAUCAGUCUCAGUUAAAGAACCGGUCUUUGAAUGGGUCUCGAGGCGAACAACUUGCAAUGUAACAUGUGGCAAAGGAACAAUAACAAGUGAUGCAAGAUGCUCUUAUCGAUCCACUGGUAUUGAUGUUGACAACAGCAAAUGUUUUGGCAUGCCCACUCUAUCUAAAAAAAGUGAGCCAUGCGAUGCUGGUAGUUGUCGUGGUCAGCCCAGAUAUUAUUGGGGGAGCUCACCAUGGAGUGAUUGUAGUAGAACUUGUGGAUCAAGUUUUCAAUAUCGAAGCAUCUUUUGCCUGAAUGAAAACACCGCUCGAAAGGCAAACUUUGCCAAAUGUCAGAGCUUAACUCGUCCAACAACAUCUCGAACAUGCAUAAAACCUUCUUGUGACGUCAGUCUUGGUGAUUGGUCUAUUGGUCAAUGGUCCGCUUGCUCCAAGACUUGUGGUGUAGGAAAACAAACUCGUUUGGUGUCGUGUAACUUCGAUACCUGCCGAGGACAAAAACCAAUUUCUACGCGUUUAUGCAACAUUGCAGCAUGCACAAUUGGUGAUUGGUCUAUCGGUCAAUGGUCUGCUUGCUCCAAGACUUGUGGUGUAGGAAAACAAACUCGUUUGGUGUCGUGUAACUUCGAUACCUGCCAAGGACAAAAGCCAAUUUCUACGCGUUUAUGCAACAUUGCAGCAUGCACAACUGGGUGUUCUCAUGACAAGAAUGCAAAGGUGUGCAAGGUGCUUUUACAGUCUGACUGUUUUGCUGGAUGUAACAACGAAGUGCUGAAAGAGUUCUGUUGUAAGACAUGCAGCAACCAGAUUGACUGAUCUGUGUGGACCUUGUUGUUAAUUAUCUAUCGUUAUUGCUGAAAUCCUACUGUUGUUUUAUACAGUAUAUAGUCUAAAGGAUGUUCAGUGACACCACUAGAUGAAUAAAUAUAAUAUACAUACAGAAAA